Messenger RNA from Salvelinus namaycush (lake trout), 1287 nucleotides. RefSeq names its product cell death-inducing p53-target protein 1-like. Gene Ontology annotation, molecular function: zinc ion binding. The transcript is spliced from 6 exons. The record is from RefSeq and is a predicted model, not a curated record. Gene Ontology annotation, biological process: intrinsic apoptotic signaling pathway in response to DNA damage by p53 class mediator; tumor necrosis factor-mediated signaling pathway. Bases 285 to 908 code for a protein of 207 amino acids. Lineage: Eukaryota; Metazoa; Chordata; Actinopteri; Salmoniformes; Salmonidae.
AAAGCACCACAAGAGGCGGAUGUUGAGUAGAUUCAUGAUAAACAGACUAGCUAACGGUUGCCAUCAUUUGACUUCCCUACGAACAGGCUUGGGAUAUAGCUAUUCUCAUCACCUAAUUAAAAUUGUGUGGAAGAGACAACGCAUCAGGCUGUUGGACCUGACAGAAGAGCAGGCUCUGUAGGUGGAAACUCCCCACUGUCAUCAGCAGAGUGGCUGAGUGAGUCCAAGGCCAGUGGUGAGUGGAGCUUCUACCCCAGGCCCCCCCAUCCAAAGGUCCACCCAGCAUGUCCAGCGACCCACCUCCUCCCUACCCCGGAGGUCCCAGCGCCCCUCUUAUCGAGGAGAAGAAUGGACAGCCAGCUGUUCCGGGCUCGGCGGCCCCUGUAACGACGGGUCCUCCUCAGGGGCCCUCCCUGCCUCCAGACUAUGGCCCUCCACCCUACGAGGCCACGCUACAGCCAGGCUUCUUGCCGCCACACGUCCCAGGAGAUGGGGCCAUGCCCAUACCACAUGGUGGCUUCUACCCUCCGCCAGGUCACUUUGGCCCGGGGCAGUUUGGCCCGGGGCAGUUUGGCCCGGGGCCCAUUCAAUUUGGGCCUGUGGCAGGUCAGACGGCUCACACGGUGCUGGCACCCCCUGGGACAGCUACCACAGUGACCGUGCUACAGGGGGAGAUAUUCCAGACAGCACCCGUACAGACUGUGUGUCACCACUGCCAGCAGCCCAUCAUCACCCGCAUCAACCACAGCGUGGGCCUCAUGAACGCUGUCUUCUGCCUCUUCUGCUUCUUUGUUGGGUGUGAUCUGGGCUGCUGCUUGAUUCCCUGUCUGAUUGAUGAUCUCAAGGAUGUGAUACACACCUGCCCCUACUGCAAGGGCUACAUCUACACAUACAAGCGUAUCUGCUAACCACCAACAGACAGACACGUGUAUAUAUAUAUAUUAUGCACACAUUAACUCACAGCCCCUCAUGGUUGUAGUCGCAGCCUAUGUUCUUUCUCCAACAUUUGCUCAGUGUGUUGUGCUUCAUUUAGCCCUCCUAACUGUACCCUCACUUUCUAAAGCACUUGUUCACACACACUAUACUUACUGUAUAUCAUAGGAGGCUGGUGGGAGGAGCUGUAAAAGGACAGGCUCAUUGUAAUGGCUGGAAUGGACUCCAUGGAACGGAGUCCAACACGUUGUGUCCAUGUAUUCGAUUUGUUUGGUACUAUUCCACCGAUUCCAUUCCAGGCAUUACAAUGAGCCUGUCCUCCUAUAGCUCCUUUCACCAGCCGCCUCUGAUAUA